Osmia bicornis bicornis is the source of this 741-nucleotide messenger RNA. RefSeq lists its product as uncharacterized. The transcript is spliced from 2 exons. NCBI's taxonomy places the organism in Eukaryota, Metazoa, Arthropoda, Insecta, Hymenoptera, Megachilidae. Bases 1 to 741 code for a protein of 246 amino acids. Gene Ontology annotation, molecular function: catalytic activity. The record is from RefSeq and is a predicted model, not a curated record.
AUGGGGCAGACAGACAUAGCCCUCAUACAGGAACCUUGGAUCCACAAGGAACGUCGGUUAAGGUUAAACUUAACCUCGGGGGGGAAUACGUCAGAGCUGGUGGUAUGCUCGGCGUACCUGCCGUACGACUCGGAGGACCCUCCACCUACGAGGGAACUUAGAGCCCUGAUAGAUCACUGUGCGGUCAAUGGUCUGCACCUGGUGAUCGGCUGCGACGCCAACUCGCACUACACCGUAUGGGGCAGCACAAACACCAACGGCAGAGGCACAGCACUGCUGGAAUACCACGCCACCACGGGCCUGGAGAUCCUUAACAUAGGCUCCUCCCCCACCUUUGUCACCUCCCGUAGACAGGAGGUGAUUGAUCUGACCCUAGGCUCUGCCAAGGUGACACAGGUCAUCAAACACUGGAAGGUACGGGACGAGAGCACACUCUCGGACCACCGCCUUAUCACUUUUGAUUUAAAAGACGACAGGGAGGGCGGAACUGGUGAGGCCUACAGGAACCCAAAGGUCACCAACUGGGCACUCUAUAAAGAGGGCCUGGAAGGGAGGCUAAUGGGGAACUGUCAGCGUCCCAGGACCGUAGGCGAAAUUGAGCAAGCGGUGGAGCAUCUGAGCUCUGCCAUCACUCAAGCCUACGAGGCUGCCUGCCCGGCAAAAUCAGAAACAGUAGCAAAAGGGUUCCCUGGUGGAACAAGAAAUUGGACCAAGCCAGGAAGGACACCCGCAAACUACUGA